AUGUUCCUUGACAAAAUAAAACCAACUACAGAAAUAAAUGACCCAAGCCUGAAACGUUGGGUAAAAGCUUUCCCAUUCACAAAAGAUAUUGUUGGUAACAUGGAAAGAAAACCAGAAUGGCUACAAAAACAUAUAUUUGGAAACGAGCAUAUUCCAUAUGGACAGGCACUGUUUGAAGAGCUUGAACCAGAAACUCAGGAAAGAGUCAUGCAAACAAUACGCGAAGACUCAAAUACAAACUAUGACAAAAUCUUUCUAGGAUAUAGGUUACCUGAGAUGGGCGACCAGAGCCCAAAGGCAAAAAGGACAUGGGAAAUUUGCAACAUACUAGAUGAACAUAAUGCAAAGAUGCAACAACUUCAAGCAGAGGGCAAUGAAGGAAAAAGAAGAGUUAAAAACUCAGUCAGGAAGAAAGUAAAGCUUGGUCGGAGUGGGUUCUAUUAUGACAUAUAA
Messenger RNA from Trichomonas vaginalis G3, 453 nucleotides. Its product is annotated as protein of unknown function, DUF4106 family. The transcript has a single exon. The coding region runs from base 1 to 453 and encodes 150 amino acids. The record is from RefSeq and is a predicted model, not a curated record. Lineage: Eukaryota; Parabasalia; Trichomonadida; Trichomonadidae.